AGAUUUCUCUCUCUGUGUGUGUGUGUGUGUGUAUGAGAGAGAGACACUCCUUUUGCAGAGAGAGCGAGAGAGAGAGAGAGAGAGGGAGCGAGAAAGAGAGAUAGAGAGAGAGAGCGAGAAGUCCAGAAAGCGUUGGAGCAUUGAAAGAAGAAAGAAGAGUCGCUGCUGCUAGAUUUCUACACUCUACACCCCAAAACAAAGUGAUAUACUUUCCCUUUGAAAAAGUUAGAAAAGCGGCCAUGGACGGGACAACGCUUGGACGCACGUCGCUCUUGUGCACCUUGCUGCUCUGGGCAUUUCAAGUUUGUAGUGGAGGUGUGACCGUGAACGUGACUCCUAAAGUGGAGGUGCUGAAAGGAGAGACUGCCAAGUUGCCCUGCACAUACACCGUCUCACCAACACCCAGCAACACUGUCGUGGAGUGGUACAUUGAGGAGCAUGACACCAGGAAGCGCGUGGCUUUCUCCCAGGGUGGCGAGGGAAAAAGCGAUGCUGGCACCCUUCUGUCUGGGCGGGUCACUAUCGGAGAAGACUUCUCCUUGACCAUCACCUCGGUUCAACCCUCCGACGAGCUUGUCUUCUACUGCCAGGUCACCGCUGGCCUCUCUGGGGUCGGAGAUGCCGCCACUAUGCUCAAAGUCUUCUUUGCUCCUGAGAAGCCAGAACUCACAAAGCCGUCAAGUCAGGCCAUUUCUGUGGGAGAGACUAUCAGCUCUGAGAUUGGUACCUGUGUGACAAUGAACGGUCAUCCUCAGCCAAGAAUUAUCUGGUUCAAAGAUGACCAGCCCCUCCCUGAGGUCAAAGACAGGAAAGAGAAGACCAAUAUGAUUUCCUCGGUGGUGAAGGAGGCCUCUGGUCUCUCCACUGUCAAGAGCACCCUGUACAUGCAGCCCAAAAAGGCAGACAAGGACUCUGUGUUUCAGUGCACCGUGGAGUACAGCAUGCCAGGGGACCAGAUCAAACAGAAGAAGUCUGACCCCAUCACCCUCAACCUCAACUAUCCCUCUGAGAAAGCGACCUUUUCCCUUCUCAACACUGAUCCAAUCAAAGAGGGCGACGUUGUCACCAUGAAGUGUGAGACUGAUGGAAACCCUCAGCCUGAGUUUGACUUCACUAAAGAUGGAAAAGCCAUCGCUGGUCAGGGUGGUCUCCUUUUGCUGAAAUCUGUCAAGCGUACAGAAGGUGGUGUGUACAAGUGCACAGCCACAGAUUUCGAUAACCUGGACGCUGACCUGAGUGGAACCAUCACCCUCUCUGUCAACUACAUCGACCCAGUGAAUGUGACCCCUGCCGAACCUCAAGUCGUCAAGCUCGGAGACAACGUGGAGUGGCAGUGCAAGACCAAGGCCUCCGCCGGGCACACUGUUCAAUGGAAAAAGGGCUCCGAGGUGCUCUCACAGGACGGCAUGCUGUCAAUACAAGAGGUUUCCUACGAUAAAGCUGGAGAGUACAUGUGUGUUGGAGCCGUGCCAUCUGUGCCAGGACUGACUGCUCAGGCUAGUGUCAACCUCACUGUCAAAGGAAAGCCGAUGAUCGAGGCCCCCGUCAUUGGAGUGGUGGGGAUGGAAGGAGACACGGUGACUCUGAAGUGCGCCGUCUACGGCUUCCCUGUCCCUCAGUUCACCUGGAAGCCCUCAGGGAAAGAGUCGGUAUCAGUGAGAGGUAACAAGGCGGUGAGCGCCCUGACCCUGCAAGCCACAGCCGAGGUCAUGAAGGACGGGGUGACCUGCGAGGUCUCCAACGAGUACGGAACAGAUAGCAAGACCUUCCUGGUGUCUCUCAAGAGAGCAAUUGACUCGGCCGACAGAGCUGACAAGCAGCAGGGAGGCUCCAGCGGCGUGGUGAUAGCCGUGGUGGUGUGUGUUCUGCUGCUCCUGCUGAUGGUGGCUCUCAUCUACUUCCUGAACAAGAAGAGCAAGCUGCCCUGCAGCAAAAAGGACAAGAAGGAAGUUGCCACUGGAGAGGUGAACAACGACAUCGUGGUGGAGAUGAAGACAGACAAGGCCAACGAAGAGGCCGGUCUCCUCAACAAGAGACCCUCCACGGAACAGUGAUACAACGACAAGAUGAAAGUGGGAUGAAGGGAAGGAGGAGAACAGUUAUGAAGACAACAGGGCUACUUUUUAUUCACUCCCCAAGAUUGUGGGGGACAAGAGGAGGAACAUGGACAUUGGUUUGUUUUGGGGAUCUUGGGAGGCAUUGGUUAUGAUUGUUUUAUAACCUGGAGUACACCUUUUUGGAUGGAGUUUCUCCUUUUUGUUUUCUUUUUAGAGACUCCAUCCAUAUAUGCUACGCCAGGUUUAAAACCAUACUUGUGCAAAAUCACAAUGUGACAUCACUGGAUGACAUCAUUAUCGCGGCUUCUUUUUAAUUCUUCCUCGCCAAUCUUCGGUUGACUCCUCUGCAGAAUAGAGCUGAACACCGAGGCAUGGCGGACACAAUCCAGAUUCAGUGGCACAAUCUUUCUUUUCU
Molecule: messenger RNA, 2472 nt
Organism: Cyclopterus lumpus (lumpfish)
Lineage: Eukaryota; Metazoa; Chordata; Actinopteri; Perciformes; Cyclopteridae
Gene: bcam
Product: basal cell adhesion molecule (Lutheran blood group)
Exons: 16
Coding region: 240-2054 (604 amino acids)
Cellular component (GO): plasma membrane
Source: RefSeq, a predicted model, not a curated record